Molecule: messenger RNA, 3397 nt
Organism: Anopheles coustani
Lineage: Eukaryota; Metazoa; Arthropoda; Insecta; Diptera; Culicidae
Gene: ova
Exons: 5
Coding region: 304-2628 (774 amino acids)
Biological process (GO): regulation of transcription by RNA polymerase II
Cellular component (GO): nucleus
Molecular function (GO): RNA polymerase II cis-regulatory region sequence-specific DNA binding; DNA-binding transcription factor activity, RNA polymerase II-specific
Source: RefSeq, a predicted model, not a curated record
GGAUAGCAGGACGUACAUAGGGAUAUUCGGAUGCAGUGUAGAAUAGGUGAAAAAAUUGCGUUGUCCUUCGUGCUGCUGUGUCAAGCUCGGUGUUCAGAGAGAGGAAAGAUGCUGCGAUGAUACGUACACUCCCCUCACUGCCCAGAAAACUAGAUCGAAAAUACUGAAAGAGAGAAGGAAUUUACCCAUUAUCGUUUCCUGACUUUGCGAGAUGCUGCUGUGCUGCUGAUAAUCCGUGCGAGAUUGGUAAAAACAGCAUCGACUGGCGAGUUCCCCAAUUGAAAUCGACGUAAAGUAGCCGAGAUGCCACAACCGGACGAAACAGUGGCAAACGAUGGCAGUAACAACAGGGUAUCUAAUAUGCCGCUCCUCUUUGCGGACGGCUAUCCGACAGCGCUUAAUAAGAUCACGGAACAGCAACUGGAAAAGUUUAUUCCAUUCAUGGUGCAGUGUUCACUAGGUUACAUCCAGAUCCACUCGUUGGACGAGUUUACGGAACCGGAAUGGUGGCCAAAGGAUGUAGAGUUUACCAAGCCGUUCAGGAGGCCCAAAUCAUUCACAGGGAAUUGGAUGCACAUAAUGAGGAGAAUUGUGGUAUCCUGCUACUCGUUUCACGAAUGUAUUUACUUGCUACGGUACUGCAACGAUCUCGCGUCCUAUCAGCCAACAUCUUUGCGGUUUAUCAACAACUACAAUUCGACCACAUCCCUGUACGAGCGGAAGACAAACAAGUUACUGGUUACAUUCCGCAACGAAAACAUGCUCUACGACCAGGAGCAGAAAAUCAACAGUCGCAAGUGCCUUCUACCGAAGCAAUCCAGUUCUCAGUAUAACCAAAUGGCUCAAGAGGAAAUGGUAAUAUCGGAAGGAUUUGAUAUUUACCUAUGCGAUAAUUGUGACGCAGAAUUGUAUUCAUACGGGGCACUUGUGGAGCAUGAGCGAGUUUGUGUGACCGAACAAAGUAACCAGGUGACGGGGAACUUAAGCGACGACGAUGAUGUCAUUUUCUGUGGAGAAGUUUUCGAUCAACAGCUUCCCUUGAGUUCAUCAGGUCGCGCACGCAUCGAGCAGCAGAAAAAACAUUUCCUAGCCCAGAACUUCACAUUAGCCUGCGUUAACUCCUCAGAACCGGCUGAUAGUAUUGAGUCAUCUCCAACGAAGACGAAAGGCAACAGUGCAGAACAGGAAAGUGCUGCAGCACAUGAACAUCCUCCCGGUAAACAUAGGCGCAUAGCAAGGAGCACCCGUUACGCGAUGACACUAGGAAGAUGCCCGCUGAUUCCACUUUCCUCGCCACUGGGACAAUCGCUGAUAAAAAGUACAAAAUCCUCCUGCACACCAGAGUACGCGACUGAGCGGCUCGAACGGAUGGAUCGAUUUUGUCACGCACCGGCUCUUCCGCCCGGUAUCGGUCAGCUUCUUCGUCAAUACCGAACGGGACAAGACACCACACUGUCAGCGCAAGAUCGUCGGCUUCCAAAGUGGAUGUUCAUCAAGCCGCGAUCGGGUGGCGCGACUGUUCCUAGCACCUACAAACGUCCGGCUGACGAGCCGCUCGAACAUUACCACGACUACAAAUUCCCCCGGCGGCAGUAUUCCACCAAGCACCGAAUGGAGAAUUUUCUUUUCUACAACAAACCUCUCAUCGAAAGCUGCCGACCGUGUGCGGUACGUUUGAAAAGACUGACGCCGUCCGAAAUGAACCUGCUCAUCGAGUGGCCAGGAGUUGAAAGGCGUAAGCAGGAAGCCGAACUGGCAGAGGAACAGGAGCGACAGCGACGGGACGCGGCUGCAGCGCGGCCAAUGAUAAUCGACAGUAUCGAUCUGUGUUCUUCGGAUGAGGAGGAUGAAGAGGAGAGGAAGGAAGAGAGAGUUCAAGAUUCGCUCGUUGACGUACGAACUGAUGCCAGUACAACGCAUGAAAUUGGUCCGGAAAUACUCACAGUGCAGGAAGAUACGGCAGAUAUCGCCGAAAGCAUGGAAGUUGAUUUGGAAACGGUCGUGCUCGAAGGGGAUGAUGCCGAUUUGGUUCCGAGAAGCGACAUGCUGGUAAAGAGUCGGAGGAAUACGCCACUUAACGAACUUCGACGUUCCACCGGCGCACCAAUAGCUACGGUUCCGCCGAGCCCGUUUCACUCCACACUGCUAAGCGAGAGAGCACUGCGACUGAAUCAAUCGCUGCCAACGGCGGCCACCGGGACCGGCACGUCUCUAGGAGGGCGUCCCAUGUACCUGUACGCGAACUGUGCUCACACGACGGUCGGUGUUGGUGGAACACCGGGAGCAGCCACCAUUGCCGAUUCUAAUCGACUUCUCAAGGAAAACCGCAUUGCCGGGUGGAUGCAGAAUGGCAUCGCUCACGUCGGUGGCGAUGGGGCCCGACCGACACCGCUGCCAGUGAUGGCCCAGUCCCACACUACUAUGCUGCUGGGCACCCCGAAUGGCGCUCGCUCGUUGUACCCGAUUGGUGCAGUGCAGUCGCACGUCAGUGGUGCAUCCGUCGUUCAAACGCUUCAAACCACCUUUGCCAAUCAGACUGUACACAAGCGACAGGUGACCGUUGCAAGAACCAGUGGGCCCACGGCAACGGCCGUCAAUGGCCCUGCUGCUGCUGCCAAUCUCCAGUAGUGUUAACUGUAGUUUAAGUAAAACAUCCUUAAGCAAACGGCGCGAGGCUGAUACAAAAUGUAUAAAUUAUUAGAUAUUUGUAUUUCGCGUCCGAUCGAGUUUUGGGCUGGAAACGGGGGAAAUUUCCAGUUGGUUUCCUGUAUUCUUCGUUUGAAUGAUUUCAACGUAAUUGAUUGACCGGCUGGUACGUUAUUGUAUUCCGUUAACCUUUUCGAUGAAGGUUGAUUUUUGUAUGCAAUGAUUGUAUAGUCUACAUUAAAUCAUUUUAUUUGUCACAGUGCCAAUAAUAACGAUUUACAGUGUAGACAGCGGUGACACAAAACCACACACACGUAGCUUAUCUUACCACCCAACUCUUAUCCUGCAGAUCCCGCACAGAAGAUCACGCUCUCUUCCCAUGUCCCCUGAUUCUCGAUAGCUCUUCUAACUUGUUAUUUCUUUAAGCACUUUUCCCAAGCUUUUCUUUCUUAUUGGUUCGAUACGCACAAUGUUCCACUGAAGGCAAGAAUGUUAUUUGAAAUAGUUCCCCCUCAAAAGAGGCAGCAUGUUAUUCGCAUCGGGGCUUUUGACGAACGAAGGGGCAUGAACGUAGGCGACAUAAAUAGCAAAAAUCGAGCAGCGAUGCUAUAAAUCAUGCGGGUGUCAGAAUUAGGUUCACUUCUCAUCGUUUCUCCCCACGGCGUUCCAUUCGAACAACUUUUGGUGUAAAAUUACCUGUUCCAAAAAAAUACAACGGCGUACAAGCGUGUACUAUUAUUGAUUUACCGAA